Amyelois transitella is the source of this 3791-nucleotide messenger RNA. It is a transcript of the gene STUB1, whose product is annotated as E3 ubiquitin-protein ligase CHIP. NCBI's taxonomy places the organism in Eukaryota, Metazoa, Arthropoda, Insecta, Lepidoptera, Pyralidae. Gene Ontology annotation, cellular component: Z disc; cytoplasm. Gene Ontology annotation, molecular function: ubiquitin protein ligase activity; protein-folding chaperone binding. Bases 168 to 1031 code for a protein of 287 amino acids. Gene Ontology annotation, biological process: cellular response to misfolded protein; protein quality control for misfolded or incompletely synthesized proteins; proteasome-mediated ubiquitin-dependent protein catabolic process. The transcript has 7 exons. The record is from RefSeq and is a predicted model, not a curated record.
GACAGACAUCUGUCAGGAGAUUUUAUUUCUAGAAGAAAGAAAAAUAAGCUGAGACUGCUGAGAGAUUCCUUAGUUCUGUGGUGAAUUGCAAAACAAAAGUGUUUUCUUAUAAUAUAAUGAGAUCAGUGCAUUUCUUGAGUUGAACAUAUUCCAGUAACACGGUCAUCAUGAGCAAGCACAUGUAUUCCACUGCUAACUUGACUGACAAAGAACUGAAAGAACAAGGAAACAGAUUAUUCAGUCUGAGGAGGUUUGAGGAUGCUAUGAACUGCUAUACUAAAGCUAUAAUAAAAAAUCCAUCAGUUGCAACCUACUUCACGAACCGUGCACUAUGCCACCUGAAGAUGAAGCAUUGGGAGGCCACAUGCCAGGAUUGCAGGCGUGCACUUGACAUUGACAAUAAUCAAGUGAAAGGACACUUCUUCCUUGGACAAGCUUUAGUGGAACUGGAGUGCUAUGAUGAAGCCAUCAAACAUUUGCAUCGAGCUAGUGACUUAGCACGUGAACAAAAACUAAACUUUGGGGAUGACAUAGCGGCCCAGCUUCGCAUUGCAAGGAAAAAACGAUGGAACGUCCAGGAGGAAAAGAGGAUAUCGCAAGAGAUUGAACUGCAGACUUAUUUAAAUAGGUUAAUUAGUGAAGAUAUGCAACGUAGAAUAGAAGCAAUUAAAUUAGACAAUACUAAUGAGGAUGAUACAAAUAUGAAAAUUACAAAGGUUGAGGAGGAAUGCAACAACUACACUAGCGAGCUUAAUAAUUUAUUUUCCAAAAUGGACGAAAGGAGAAGGAAACGCGAUGUGCCAGACUACUUGUGCGGUAAAAUAAGCUUUGAGAUACUGAACGAGCCUGUGAUCACACCCAGCGGCAUCACAUACGAGAAGAAAGAUAUUGAGGAACAUCUUGAGCGAGUCGGCCAUUUUGACCCCGUGACCCGUGUGAAGUUGACCGCAGACCAGCUUAUACCCAACUUCACUAUGAAGGAGGUGGUCGACGCGUUCCUUCAGGAGAACGAGUGGGCACUAGAUUAUUAGACUAAAUUGAAAGAACUCUUAUGUUCUUUUUUAAAGUAUCUUUAGACGCAAGAACAAUCAAGAACGGAGUUUACUGGGGCGUCGUAAUAUUAUUAAUGCGUAAGUGAGUUUGAAAUUCCUUGCUAUUCAAGGGAAUCACAAUUAUAUUUAACUGAUUUCAAACAGGAAGAGGUUUUAAUUCGACCUUAUUUUCCGAUUUUAAAAAGUUUACUUAAAGUCCGCUCAAUUUAAGAUUAAUCAAAAUGCUUCAAAGAGAGACAAGAUAAGACACUCCAUUUUUGUGAACAGAACUCAUGGUCUAAAGAGAAAUAAGAAAUUUUAAUAUAAGAUGCGUAAGAAUUCUUUGGUUGGUUUGGUUACCGGAUGAAUGUGUUUGCGUCUAAAGGUAUAGUUAUUGGGCCAAUUAUUUUUAUUCCCUUUUGGGCGCUUCUUAAACAAUCAAACUAUAUUUAAUAUAGUUAUACGCAUAUUGGUGUGUUAAUUCAUCCCGCUAAUGAACUAGACUAUUUAUAGGGCUUCUUUUUACAUGUAAUAUCUUUUUUGUGAAAUGUCCGGUUUGGCAAUUAAUCCUUAUUGCAGUUUUAAGAAAAUAGCAAUACAUUAAGUAUAACAUUUAAUUUUGAACUUUAUUCUUUGAACACACCUUUUAUUUUAAAUUGUUGGUCGUGCAGUUUUUGAGUUUCGUCAAUAUUUUCUCCCCCUUAUUCCCUAUUCCUAUUGCAUGUGAGGUCGGAACAUUACGUCGGCAUUGUCGAAUUUCUACUUGCAAUCUCACUAUAAACUCCAUUUCUACUAAUGGUGUUUUUACUCUAUCUUAAAACCAUCACUUCCUUUUUUGUAAUGUGAUCUUCUUGUCUUAUUAUAUUUUCGUACUAAUCUAACCUUUUAAAAUAUGGUAUCGUCCGUACAUUAAAUGAAAAAAAAAGAUAAUUUAAAGAUAAUUAAAUUACUAAAUUUCAUUAUUACGAUUCUUUUUGACCAAGUUCCUACAAGCAAGGCAUUUCGCUAUAAAAUUUGUACAAAAAGGACAGUCUAUAUUAAAAUUCAAUGUAAUUCGGUGUCUUAAACACAAUAAUUAAUAAUUAUAAUAUGGUAAUGAUAAAAUGAAUUUUUCUGAUUAUAUAGAAAAUUAGUACUUUGAUGAUAAUAUCUUGAUGCCUUUCCCUUGUAAUUUAGCCACGUCUGCCAAUUUUUUUUUUCUUUUUUCUCUUCCAAAGACUUUCUUUACUUGGCACUCUAGGCUUAUUCACAUUUGUUUAGUCUUUUUAAUUAUAAAAUUUCUUUUUUGUAUUGGUGCCGUGUGGCUCCCGGCACCAAUACAAAAAAGAAUAGGACCACUCCAUCUCUUUCCCAUGGAUGUCGUAAAAGGCGACUAACGGAUAGGCUUACAAACUUGGGAUUCUUUUUUAGGCGAUGGGCUAGCAACCUGUCACUAGUUGAAUCUCAAUUCUAUCGUUAAGCCAAAUAGCUAAACUGGCCAUUCAUUCUUUUCAAGACAGUUGGCUCUGUCUACCCCGCAAGGGAUAUAGACGUGACCAUAUGUAUGUAUGUAUAAUUAUAAAAAGUGACUCAUAAAUUAUCUUCCAAUAAAUUCGAAGCACUGAAUGAAUUUUGUUUAAGAUUAUUGUUUGAAGGAUUGAAAAUAUCAACGGGAUUGAAACCGAGGGCUAGUGUUCCUAAAUAAUAAUAAAAUUUAAAAAAAAAACAAAUCUUCGCAAAAUUUGGCUCAAAUCUACUGUAACUUAAAAUGAAUGAAAAUGCCAAUUUAUGGCGUCACGCAUAGACUUUUAAAUUCCAUUUCUAAGUUAGAAAAUCGUAAACAGACAUCAGAAUGUAAAUUCAAUUUGGAUAUCUGUAAGGUCAUUUACAUACUGCUGAUUACAAAAUAUUUUUUUAAUUGCAUAUUUGUGGAAUGAUUUCAAAUAGACGUUACUAGAACCCGUAGUCUGCCUUAAAUUCUUUAAGUAUCUAAGUUGUAAUGCGAUUCUACAUUGUUUUUAUACGUGUAAUUAUUUAUCGCCAGGAAACAAAAAGUAGGAAAAUUAUUAUCAUAAUUUUAAUUUGGCAAUCCAUGAACGUAUACUAUUAAGAAAUUAUUAAAUUUAGAAUAUGAUGUCUUAAUUCUUUUAUCUGAUUAUGCUAUAAGAUUUCGUUUCUUGCAAAAUUGCAUAAUACAUUGUUUAAGCAAAUGUAAUCAGGUUAAUAACGAAAUACAUAAUUAUGUAUACAUACUUAUAAUGUUAAGUAAAUAUAUUUUUAGUGUUUGAUUAAAUUAUUUUUCAUUAGAUUUACCUUCCAAUGGUGUGUUGCAUAAUUUAAAUGUCAUUUAUUCUUGUAAAUCUUAGGUAUGUUCUAAAAUGUUAAUUUUUUAUGAAGACUCAUGCCUUUAUUUUUAGUAUUAUGAAUUCGAGUUUGGCUAGUCUCUUAUAAGAACCGUAAAUAAGAUAAUGGACCAUUGGACAUUACUACUACUAAUAAGAUGUUGAUUUGCAAAUUUUUCUAUGUUUUAUUCGCAAAAUGCUGUGAUGAGGAUAAAGACAUCAUAUUUUUGCUUUUUAGGUGGUUCGAAAACGGCAAGCUCCGUUUUGCUCAUUUCGAUUAAUAUUUGGCAAAAAAGGAUGAAUGUAAACUACUAUUUACCUAAAGCCAUGAUUAAUUGUUCAGUAAUAUUGGAACAUAUUUAGAUUAGGUAAACAGAUUAGGUCUGGUCAUAAGUUAUGACGGUAAUGUUACGAAUAAGUAAAUGUUAUUUUAUACUUC